AUGCGCGAUCACGAGUCAAAGCACCCCACACGCGAACAAUGCCGCAUUCAAGUCCCUCGCAGAGUUAUGGAUUUCGAAUUCGACAUUGACCACCAAUCUACCCUUCCUUCAGAGAUUGAGCGCUCCAUCUUCGAAAUGGUUGCUUCCUCUUCAUACGAGUCCAUUCCCGCAAUGCGUCUCGUUGCCUGGCGUGUCAACGAAUGGGUGGAACCGUUCUUCUAUUGCGGACUCUGGGUCGAUUACGACUGCGAUUAUGCCAAACCAGGCUGGUCGCCCGAUGCGUUGACCGCCGACAUUGUCCGUCGCCCCAACUUUUAUCGGGACAACGUCAAGUCUGUUUGGCUCGGUAUCGACAAAGUCGAACAACAUGCUGCAGCCCAAUUCCUGCUUGCAGCAUGCUCCAACAUCGAGACCCUCGAGAUUUGUCGCGGCUACCCAACCUCGAUGAAAAAUCUGCUCGACCACGUGCUCGCGCUCGGUGGCACACUAAAGCGGCUGCACGUGGACAUGAAGGACCUCAGCUCCAAGUACGGCAAGUUCCAGAACGCGGAGCUGAACAAUCUCUUCGACAAGUUUGGGAGCAUCACCCACCUCGAGCUCAAGGAUGUCUCCCUUCCCUUUGAAAUAUGUUCCCGGCUCGAGCGGCUUCCCCGCCUCACACAUUUGGCGCUGACAUAUGACCUCCGCAUGCGAGGCACGCUGACGAGUCUCUAUACCAUCUUCCAGACGUGCAAGAAACUCGUGGUCUGCGUUGGGCUCCAAGAGGUUCGCCGGUCAGCCAAGGAUUCCGAUCUCGGGAGUGGCUAUCAGGCGAUGGACUAUCCGCACUAUGUUGACAACAACAACCCACGCUUCGUCCUCGUUCGGUAUGUCCACAAGGGUUGGGACGACCCCAAAGCGUGGCUCAAGAAUGCAAGGGAAAAUGAGGUGCCUGGAUAUUGGCCCUGCGCCGAGGCAAUGGUGGCACAACGAUUGGCUCUGUUAAACCAAAGUGGUUAG
Mycena indigotica is the source of this 999-nucleotide messenger RNA. RefSeq lists its product as uncharacterized. Bases 1 to 999 code for a protein of 332 amino acids. The transcript has 3 exons. The record is from RefSeq and is a predicted model, not a curated record. Lineage: Eukaryota; Fungi; Basidiomycota; Agaricomycetes; Agaricales; Mycenaceae.